GACAAUCAUCCUAGUUGUUACAAUUCAAUGGUUUAACUAUGAGAAUAUUUUAUAUGAAAUUUUAGGUUUGAAUUGGAGUCAGUAUAUUUUCCCCUUUUUAUAAGUAUUUAUUUUCGCAUGGAUUAGUCAUUAGCUCAAUCGCCCCAUCACAUCAACCAACUAUAUAAGAACGAUAUGUGUUACUUUAUACACAAAAUCGUGUUUCAUCAUUGUCUUUAGUUUAGGUUCUUUUUAUUGGGCAACCAUGCGCCCACCCGUAAAGAGAGUAGAUUACAAAAUAGGAGAUAAAGUAGAGGUAUGCAGCAAUGAAGAAGGGUUUAGGGGUUCAUAUUACGAAGCCACAAUUAUUUCUUGUCUUGAGAACGGGAAAUAUGUAGUUCGUUAUAAGAACCUUCUUGAAGAUGAUGAAUCUGGAUCUCUUAAAGAGACACUUUUUCCAAAGGAUCUUCGUCCUUCACCACCACAUGUUCGAAGUCCUCGCAAAUUUCAACUCCGCCAAAAAGUUGAUGUUUUUUAUAACGAUGGAUGGUGGUUAGGAAAAAUCGUUAGUGAUAAGGUCCUCACGCAAAAGGGUUAUUACUAUAAGGUGUAUGUUAACAAUAUGCGUGAAGCAAUUUACUACUCUCGUAAACGAAUUCGUGUACAUCAUGAGUUGAUUCACGGAGAUUGGUUCUUGGAAGCUUAACUCAUAUGAUCUAUGAUUAAUCAGGUGUAUUUGUUCUUGUUGUAUUUAUAAUAUUAAUAUGAAAUUAAGAUAUAUGUCGAUCUCUGUAA
Lathyrus oleraceus (garden pea) is the source of this 774-nucleotide messenger RNA. RefSeq names its product protein AGENET DOMAIN (AGD)-CONTAINING P1. Lineage: Eukaryota; Viridiplantae; Streptophyta; Magnoliopsida; Fabales; Fabaceae. The transcript has a single exon. The record is from RefSeq and is a predicted model, not a curated record. The coding region runs from base 245 to 685 and encodes 146 amino acids.